Molecule: messenger RNA, 599 nt
Organism: Cylicocyclus nassatus
Lineage: Eukaryota; Metazoa; Nematoda; Chromadorea; Rhabditida; Strongylidae
Source: the annotation of a GenBank genome assembly
AUGUCCCAGCGUGCAAAGUUAAGCGAUCAGGCCUUCCAGACGCAAGAAGAUUGGGAUGGACUGGAGAUGAUUUCACUUACGCCUUUCGAUCCUUCUCCAUAUUCAGCGAAACAGGAGGAAUGUCGUAGAUUGAACAGUGUAAAAAUCCUGCCUGCAAGACUAACGGAAGAUCUUCUCUGUCAGCAUAUUAUUCGCUUCUUCAGAUGGCAGAUGGAACAAUUAUCGCACGUCAGCGAAAAGGUCAGAAAUGUUUACAUAAAGUUACAUGAAUGGUCCGUCAGACAUCAUCCAUUGGAUAUAAUGAGAAUGACACAGCGCAACAGGAUGACCGCCACUUUCAACGAUGCUGAAAAACAGGAUCUCGCAAAUCUGGUAGCCCUCAUCUCGAGUUAUGUGGAUUCGGACCCGGUUCUCAGAGCCCAUCGUGAAAGAUGUAAAGCUUUUCAGUUCAGUUAUGGGGAACUGAAAUAACUAAGAUAGCAUUCUUGGCUGAAACUGAAAGUUCUAAAAGUCUCCAAUUCACAAAUGUUAUCAACUGACUUUGUUUAUCUAUGCCAUUAUAUGGUUUCAGUGUAAAUCGGAAUAAAAGUUGCACGUCU